CCUCCAUGUUUUAUGGGUUGGGGUUUAUUUUUCUGUUAAUCACAGAACCGUUUGCUUGCUCUUAGGGGUUUUGCCCGUUUUAAGUUAGAACUGCAUGAGGAGUAGGCCAAACAAAAGCUCUCACCUGCUCGUCUCUAUUGAAGAUUUGGUGGCACAGGUUGAAAAUAGUCAGCAGUUUUUUGCUACACAGUUUUUUCUUGGACCUCUGCUGUAACAGCACAUACAAUUUUCAUCAACAUGAUCUUUUCCACUGUGCCUUUUAAAAUCCCUUUUACCAAGCAGCAAACGUAUGUGUCCUCCAACUAUCAGAUGGCCCCAACCAGUCCCAACACCACCCCUGGGAGCAGCAGCAAUGGCAGCAACAGCAGUGGAGGAGGAGGAGGUGGCGGAGACCAGCUGAGUAAAACCAACCUCUACAUCCGUGGCCUCCACCCAGGCACCACAGACCAGGACCUGGUCAAUCUCUGUCAGCCCUAUGGGAAGAUCGUAUCCACCAAAGCCAUCUUGGACAAGUCCACCAACAAGUGCAAAGGCUAUGGCUUUGUUGACUUUGACAGUCCAGCCGGAGCACAGAAGGCGGUGACAGCGCUGAAGGCAGGGGGCGUCCAGGCCCAGAUGGCCAAGCAACAGGAACAGGACCCCACCAACCUGUACAUCUCCAACCUGCCCGUGUCCAUGGACGAGCAGGAGCUGGAGGCCAUGCUGAAGCCCUUCAGCCAGGUCAUCUCCACACGCAUCCUCCGCGACGCCGCCGGGAACAGCAGGGGGGUCGGCUUCGCCAGGAUGGAGUCGAAGGAGAAAUGUGAGACCAUCAUUCAGCACUUCAACGGCAAAUAUAUCAAAACCCCACCAGGUGUUCCCGUUCCGGCAGAGCCCCUCCUGUGUAAGUUUGCAGACGGAGGCCAGAAGAAGCGCCUCAGCCAGGGGAAGUACCUCCAGAACGGACGGCCUUGGGGCAGGGACGGAGACACGGGAGGGAUGACAUUGGCGUAUGACCCCACCACAGCCUUACAGAAUGGAUUCUACUCGUCUCCCUACAGCAUGGCUCCUAACCGGAUGAUUGCCCAGACCUCCCUCUCUCCGUACAUGCAUUCCCCAGUGUCUACCUACCAGGUUCACAACCCCUCCUGGAUGCAUCACCAGUCAUACCUCAUGCAGCCCACAGGGGCGGUCUUGACGCCAGGGCUGGACCACACCAUGUCCAUCCAGCCCACCUCAAUGAUGGGCCCUCUCACCCAACAACUUAGUCACCUCUCCAUGGCCAACGCUGGCACGUACAUGCCUGCUAACACAACUAUGCAGGGGACCUUCAUACCCCAGUACACACAAGUGCCUCCUGCCAACGUUUCAGUUGAGGAAAGUGCCGUCCAACAAGUUGCCAUAGAGACACCCACAGAACACACAGCCUACUCUUACCAGCAUGGCAAGUGAGGACAACACAGAGAGGUGGAGUCAUUGUCACGGGCCUCUGCCCACUGUCCAGCUCAGCGUGUGGAAGUGGGCCCUGGGGGGAGGACUAGGAACUGUUGCACAGUGGACCUUUACUUUACAAUAGAAACUAUACUUUAACCAGACCGGAGGAUGACAGUGGAAUAUGUUUAAGUGGAACAAGAACGGAGCAUCUAUUUUGAUAAGAGAAACUACUCGUCCAGUCAACAACAAAAAAAACUAAAACAAAGCAGGAUGACACUUUUGUGUGUGUGUGUGCGUGCACAUAAUUAUAUCGAGAUUUUCUACAAACAUUCUGGGGCGUUGUAAUGGAACCAGGAACAGGGAAGCGACGUGUCAUGUACAUUUUCUUUUUUCUAUUUAGUUUUCUUAUUGCUUUGAAUCUGUAUUUUUGGUACAUAUUUCAAGAGUCUCUUCUUCAGUAUCUUCCCUCUUUACUCUGCCUUGUUCUAUUUAAGUACUUUCAUGUUUUUGAAAAGAGAAGGCUAAGUACUCUAAGAUGUCUGCAACUGGGGCCAGUGUUGGUGCUAUCAAGCACAGAUUUGACUCAGAACAAAUAUUUCAGAAUAGAACAGAAUUAAAAGUGUUCUUAUCUCAUUAUUUUGGCACUUGAGUUAAUAUGUUACAAAAAACAUCACAACAAAUUUAUUCUAUGUUAUAACAUACCAACAGUCUGGAUAUGCGGAAAAAGCUACAGACAAUCAAUACAUCAAUGGAUUUGAUUGUUAAUGUUAGGGAUAUUUGGUCGAGGUAUAAAUAGCUAAUUGCUUCAAAUUGUAUUGAUCAACAAUUUUAAAAGAACAACUGUCCAUGCCAAAAGACUGGUAGUUAACAGUGAACUGGUUUCUUCUUUUAGUGGCAUGUAAAGCUCUUUUCCUUCAAACACUUUGAGUUUCUUUUAGUCAAAGUCUUCAAAUGAGAUGAUAAUUUAAUUUUGAUAAAUAGUAACAAUGCCAUUAACAAUGGCUUUUUUUGGUUUCACUUAGCUGAUUGGUCUCUAACAUUCAUAGUUUUUAUCUUGAUUUACAGAGAUUUAUUUAAAGAACGUUCCCAGAGAUUUUCUAUUCAAUUUUAAUACUUUUUAGAUCAACCAUAUUUUUUCAAGAGGUUUUGACUUUAUUUUUGGUAGUGUGCUAUGUGCUUAAAGUAGUGAAAUGUUCUUUUGGACAGUAGAUAUAAGUGCUUUUUAAGAUUUUAAGGUGCUCUGUCUGUGUAAUAAUGCUGUAAUUACACAUUUCUAUUACAUUAACUUUCUAUUUAUUAAUUUAUAUUGAAUUCGACCAGUCAUUAUUUUAUAUUGACCAAAACCUAUCCAUCUUUUGGCAAAUAUUAUAUUAGUCAACAUAAUUAAACCAUUGAUGAAUUACAGCAUUAUUAAACAGUAUUAGAGUGACUUAAUGUACAGUGUGAUCAAUCCUGCUUUUAUAUUAGUAUUGUGUUUGGCAUUUGGCUAUUCUAAUGAUUCAUUAUGUCUGGUUUUAUUGUUGAUCAGAUCAGAAGGCUGGAUGGGUCAGAUGUUUGUAAUCUCUGCAUCACGUUGGCACUUCAGUACUUUCACAAAAGUGAACAAAUAUGUCUGGGAAGUAAAAUAUUUUAACUGGAAUUUUCUCCCAAGUGUUUAGGGGAUAAUUCAAGAUAAAUUUUAUUACAGAUUACUCAUGCUAGUGGACUAUACAUUCAGCUGGGUGUUUAAAAGCAAGGUUCUGGGAUGUUCUGAAAGGCAGUAACCACAGUAGACCUCAAACCUGCCCACAGCUGGUACUGUGGCCAUAGUAUCCUCACUCUUCCGUCCAAUGUUGGAAGAACACACACCCCCGCAGUCACUCGUCCAAUAAUGCUGUUUUGUUUUCAAAAUAGCUGGUGAUCUAUGCAACAGAUUUAUUGUUCUGAAAGCAAUACUGCAGAUAAACCAGAUUCUUUCAUAUGAGGAUGCAUGGGUGUUGCUCCCAUGAUGGUAGGACAAAUAACUUGCUUUGAUAUCAACAGAGAUGUAUGUUUUAUUUGAUUUAAACAUAACUGUCCUGGCUUCCUGUCCAUCUAAUGGUAAAGAAAUUAUGUGCAAAAGGGAAUUUUAUGACAGACCACAGGAUACUGGCCACCUGCCAUCCAUUCAAAUGGAACUGUCCUUGACGUUUUAGAACAAACAUGUUUAAUAUUAGUUUUGUGUUACUACCAAAGAUGUCAUCAAAUGGUCGGUGGUCCGGUAAGCUGUUUCACCCUUAUUGGAGCAAUGUCGUUUUCUCAUUCUUACUUUCUAUUCCUGUUUGAUGCGCAUAGAUGGGGAUCUUAAAAUCUGAUUAUUAGUUCAUGGUCAUUGUGGAAUGACAAUAGAUGGUUUGCUUCCAUCAGAAGAUAAGUAGUAACACUUUUUCACAGAAAUGCCUUAGCUGUCACUUGGGAAAGACGUAAAAAGGUGCUACUCAAAUUAAAUGGAUUUCUGUUAACUUUGAUCAUGCACUGCUUAGAUGUUUCAUGUUUUGUUAUGCAUUGAUGUACAUUUGGAUCAAAUCACUUCAAUAACGCAUUUGUCAUGACACAGGAAAGACGUUUUGACAAAUAAAUGACUGUUUUGAGUCCAAACCAUAGUUUGUGAGGUUUUCUGGAACCAAAUUAUUUUCCAGUCCAUCAUUAUUCAAGAUUUUCUUAACCCUUGUGUUAUCUUCGGGUCAUUCUGACCCAUCAGUCAUUGUGACCCACCUUCGUAUUGCGACAGAUUUACCGCAUACAAAGACAAAGUGAAGCAUUUUCUUUUAACAGCUAGGCUGUCUCAGACCCCCCACAUUGCAAAGGUUAAAAGAAAAUUAUUUUAAUUUGUUUUUGUAUUGGGUAAAAUUGGGUAAACACAACGAUGGUUCGUUAUGAACCUUUGGGUCAUGUGACCCGAAGGCAGCACGAGGGUUAAUGCAUUUGUCCUUUUUCAGAGUUCACUGAAUGGUUCACUAAAUGGUUUAAAACAGAUUAAAUAUUGUGCUGCUAAUUUUAGAUUUGGAAGUAGGUUACUAUUGUGUAUCUAGAAUGAAAUAUACAGUAGGUUGAAUGACUUUUCUGAAGUCAUAUUAUGUGGAAAUAUCACUGGUGAAAAAAAGGUCUGGGUAGUUGUUUAGAUGAUCACGUGUAUCCAAUGGCAAAUUUUCAACUUGUUUGGUUUCUCAGUUAUUUGUCCUGUUGUGCCACGUGUUUCCCUUGUAGAAAACUAUGGCUUUGAAUAUGUUUUUUUGUGUGAUGUUUUUGAGCUGGGUAAUUCUUUUAAUUAAAAUUGUUUUUUUCACGUA
Osmerus eperlanus (European smelt) is the source of this 4721-nucleotide messenger RNA. RefSeq names its product RNA binding motif, single stranded interacting protein 2b (gene rbms2b). Gene Ontology annotation, molecular function: mRNA binding. The record is from RefSeq and is a predicted model, not a curated record. The coding region runs from base 238 to 1431 and encodes 397 amino acids. Lineage: Eukaryota; Metazoa; Chordata; Actinopteri; Osmeriformes; Osmeridae. Gene Ontology annotation, cellular component: cytoplasm; nucleus; ribonucleoprotein complex. The transcript is spliced from 14 exons.